AUGGUUGAUAGUGUUUGGAGUAGCGAGAAUGAAAUCCUUCGUCAUCCCAAUCAGAGAGCAUUAAAGCUGCGAUUUCCAUCAACGAAGAUUGGUGGUGGAACUCCAGUUUCAGUAUCAAAACAUUUUUUCUUUCAGAACGUUGCGAAAUUCUGCACUUUGUUAGGUCAAGAGAGGGCAGAUGAUGAAGUAUUAGAUAACGUUGCUUCAGAUGGUGAUGAUGCUUGUGACAAUGUACCAGAGGACUUCAAUGUUAAAGCUGUUGCUAGUCAUACUGAUGGUCGACCGCAAGCUAAACAUCCCACUGAAGACUUGGUUGAUUUUACACGGAUUCAUAUUAACAAGCUGCCAACGGUUGUGAUCAUAGGACGACCUAAUGUAGGGAAGUCAGCAUUGUUUAAUAGAUUGAUACGAAGGAGGGAGGCCCUUGUAUACAACACUCCUACUGACCAUGUUACCCGGGACAUACGAGAAGGUGUUGCAAAACUGGGCAAUUUAAGGUUUAAGGUGUUGGAUUCUGCUGGCUUAGAAGCAGGGGCUUCUUCUGGUUCUGUUCUUCGUAGAACAACAGAAAUGACUGGAAAUGUGCUGUCAAGAUCUCAACUUGCGCUCUUCUUAGUUGAUACAAGAGAAGGACUGCAGCCUAUGGAUUUGGAUGUUGGAAAGUGGUUGAGGAAGAAUGCACCUGGAAUGAAGACUAUUGUGGUGAUGAAUAAAGCUGAAUCGCUUGAUGACUAUGAUGGUUCUCUUGCAGCUGCUGUCGGUGAAUCUUAUACCUUAGGAUUUGGUGAUCCCAUUGCUUUAUCUGCUGAAACUGGAAUGGGCAUGGCUGAACUUCAUGAAACUCUUCGACCAUUACUUGAAGAAUAUGUGCUCCAAAACGUAAAUGGUAAGAAACUCAUGCCCCAGAGAGAAUUUUCGUGCUUG
Messenger RNA from Nicotiana tabacum (common tobacco), 924 nucleotides. The record is from RefSeq and is a predicted model, not a curated record. NCBI's taxonomy places the organism in Eukaryota, Viridiplantae, Streptophyta, Magnoliopsida, Solanales, Solanaceae.